UUACGCUCAACGUAUCGCACACACGCGCCGCUAACCAGGAAAUAAAGCACACCGCCAAGCCCAACUCCAAAUCCUCCAAAUGGCUUUCUUCAAAUCUCUGAUGUGCUUGGCUCUAGUGAGCAUCGCCUCCGCCGGUGUCCUGCACAGCGGGCCCGCUGUCUAUGCCGCCGCUCCUGCUCUGGGCUAUGCUGCCCAUGGCCACCACGAUGAGGGUCUGGAUUAUCACGCCUAUCCCAAGUACCACUACAACUAUGGCGUCUCUGACGCCCAUACCGGCGAUGUCAAGUCCCAGCAUGAGGUGCGCGACGGAGAUGUUGUCAAGGGCUCCUACUCCCUGGUGGAGCCUGAUGGCUCAGUGCGCACCGUGGAGUAUACCGCCGAUGAUCACAAUGGCUUCAACGCAGUCGUGCACAAGAGUGCGCCCACUGUGCACGCUGCGCCCGCCGUCCAUGCUGCUCCUCUGGUUGCCCAUGCUGCGCCCUUGGUGGCCCACGCUCCAGCCAUCGCUCACCAUGUGUCUGCCGCUCCAGCUGUGGCUUACGGUGGCUCUGUGGCACAUCAUGCCGCUGCUGUGCCCGCUUACGGCUACGCCACCCACAAUGCUCAUGCGCAUGUCGCCCACCCACAGUAUUCCGGUGAACUUGGCGUUGUUUGUAUCUGUUGCCGUUGCAGUACCAAAACCAGUUAUCGAAACGAAUUCGCAAUCGACAAUACGAUAUCAAAAAAUCUCCAGAAAAUGGCAAAUUUCGUGUGCUUUGUUAUCCUCUCCCUGGCUCUGUUCGCCAGCGUAGCCGUGGCGCGUCCUGGAUAUGCUGUGGAUUACUAUGACCAUCCCAAAUAUUCCUUUAACUAUGGCGUUGCUGAUCACAGCACAGGCGAUGUCAAGUCACAGCAUGAGACGCGCGAUGGCGAUGUUGUCAAGGGUCAAUACUCUCUGGUUGAGCCCGAUGGCUCCAUUCGCACCGUGGACUACACAGCUGACUCGAUUCAUGGCUUCAACGCGGUUGUCACCAAAUCUGGACCCACUGUGCACGCCCAGGCGCUAGUCACCAAGCCCAUUGUGGCGCACAAGCCGAUUCUGAGCCACUACCAACCACAUGUGGCUCCAGUGGCUGCGCCGGUGAUCGUCGCCGCCUCGCCAGCGCCCUAUGUCACCAAGCAAUACGCGCCCGCUGCUGCGCCCAUCCACUACGACUACGACGACGGCAGCUACUACAACCAGGCCCAAUACGAAUAUGUGCCACAGUACGACGCAGGACACUAUGGACACUACACUAGUCCCUAUGCGGCACACUAUUAAUGUAUCAUCGUAACUAGAACGCGAAACACUUGCUAUUUAGUGGCCUAAACAAAUUUAGUUUGUAUAUGUUGGAUGAAAGCUGAAAAAAAAACCUUCGAUAAUAAUGAUGUGGAUCUUUAUUUAUGUUUAAGUUGUGAAUUUUGUUUUGUAAAAUAAACAUUUCAACAAUA
This is a messenger RNA of Drosophila navojoa, 1470 nucleotides long. RefSeq names its product Cuticular protein 62Bb (gene Cpr62Bb). The record is from RefSeq and is a predicted model, not a curated record. NCBI's taxonomy places the organism in Eukaryota, Metazoa, Arthropoda, Insecta, Diptera, Drosophilidae. Gene Ontology annotation, cellular component: extracellular matrix.